AUGCAUCCCACACUUUCAACAGCAGUGCUUCUAGCAUCCCUCCUCACAUCCCCCGCCUUCUCAACAACCCCCAAACACCACCCCUCGUCCUUCCAUCCCAACGCCAUCAUAACCCGAGACGUCGCCAUCAUCGGCGGCGGCUCCUCCGGCACCCACGCCGCAAUCACCCUCAAAGACGCCAACAAAACCGUCAUCGUCGUCGAAAUCAAGAACCAGCUAGGCGGCCACACAGAAACCUACACAGACCCCGCAACCGGUCUCGCUCAAGACUACGGCGUACAAGUCUACCAUAACGAAAGCACUGUCCUCGACUACUUCGCCCGCUUCGACAUCCCCCUCGGACAACCACAAUACGCUGCCAACUCCGCAAACUACGACUUCAGCACCGGUCUCGCCGUCAAUGUUAGUGCACCGAGUGUACAAGACCUCGGCGCCGGACUGCAGAAGUACGCAGCGUUCCUGGCCCAAUACCCCAAGCUGGAAAGCGGCAUGUUCCUCCCCGACCCCGUUCCAGAAGACCUAACCAUACCGUUCGGCGACCUCGUUGCCAAGCUCGGUCUCGAAGCUCUGGUGCAGAUAAUGUUUGAUACGAACCAGGGUGUUGGGGAUAUACUCGGUGUACCCGUGGUGGAGAAUGCGCGUGUCAAUGGGUUGGGUUUGGUCCAGCAAAUGGCUGCGAAAAGUCUUGUUACCACGGCUCGCCGCAACAACAGCGAGUUGUACGGGAAAGCACAGGCUGAGCUCCUCGGUGCGGAUGGCUUGUUGCUGUCUUCCGAAGUCGUGCGUUCGGUAAGAAGGGAGCAUGGUGUGGAACUCGUUGUCAAGACACCUGAUGGCGUCAAGUUGGUGCGCGCGAAGAAACUCCUUGUUACCAUUCCACCGCGUGUGGAUCUGCUUGCGCGUCUCGAUUUGCGGAGGCAGGAACGUGAAGUCUUUGGGAAACUUAUCGAUACUGGGUAUUAUGCUGCUCUGGUCAGAAAUACGGGUACACCUGACGAUCUGGUCAUUUACAAUCGCGCGCCGGAUACACCGUACAACCUCGCUGCCCUGCCGGGUGUCUAUACCAUGGGGCCAACCGCUAUUCAGGGGGUCAAAGCGAUUUAUUAUGGUACUCAACGGUCGAAUGCGACAUACCCACUUUCUGAUGACUUUGUCAAAGGGGAGAUGAUUGCGGGUAUCAAGAGACUGCAAACAGCAAAUGCUGACAAGUUCGAGGCGACAGAGCCAGAGUUCGUGGUAUUUACAUCACAUGCGCCGUUCUACAUGCAAGCCGGUCCUGAGGAUAUACAGACUGGCAUUUAUGACGAGAUGAACGCGCUACAGGGGGUGAGGAGCACGUAUUGGAGCGGUGCGACGUUCCGAGCGCAAGAUAGCAGCGCGCUCUGGAAGUUCAAUAAGGAAGUUGUGCUUCCUAUGUUAAUGGAGGGACUCUGA
Molecule: messenger RNA, 1434 nt
Organism: Alternaria conjuncta
Lineage: Eukaryota; Fungi; Ascomycota; Dothideomycetes; Pleosporales; Pleosporaceae
Exons: 1
Coding region: 1-1434 (477 amino acids)
Source: RefSeq, a predicted model, not a curated record